Molecule: messenger RNA, 967 nt
Organism: Coregonus clupeaformis (lake whitefish)
Lineage: Eukaryota; Metazoa; Chordata; Actinopteri; Salmoniformes; Salmonidae
Product: estradiol 17-beta-dehydrogenase 1-like
Exons: 6
Coding region: 1-885 (294 amino acids)
Biological process (GO): estrogen biosynthetic process
Cellular component (GO): cytoplasm
Molecular function (GO): estradiol 17-beta-dehydrogenase [NAD(P)+] activity
Source: RefSeq, a predicted model, not a curated record
AUGGAGCAGACAGUGGUGCUGAUCACAGGAUGCUCCUCGGGGAUAGGCCUCAGUCUGGCCGUCCGGCUGGCCUCGGAUCCAGCGAAAAUGUACAAAGUCUAUGCCACCAUGAGGAAUCUUGCCAAGAAGGAGCGUCUGCUGGACUGUGUGAAGGGCCUGCACAAGGACACCCUGGACAUCCUCCAGUUGGACAUCACUGACCAGGGGUCCAUUCUGGAUGCCAGGGACAGGGUCAGGGAGAAGAGGGUGAACAUUCUGGUGUGUAAUGCUGGUGUGGGGUUGAUGGGGCCGUUGGAGGCCCAGUCCCUGGCCACCAUGAGGCAGAUCCUGGAAGUCAAUCUCCUGGGCACCAUCAGCACCAUCCAGGCCUUCCUACCAGGGAUGAAGGCCCAGGGCCACGGACGCAUCCUGGUCACUGGCAGCAUCGGUGGGCUAAAGGGACUCCCCUUUAAUGAGGUGUACUGUGCCAGUAAGUUUGCAGUAGAGGGCGCCUGUGAGUGUCUGGCCAUUCUCCUGCAGCACUUCAACAUCCAUGUGAGUCUUAUUGAGUGCGGCCCUGUCAACACGGAUUUCCUGGACAACCCGCAGAGGGCAGAGCCAGGGGACUGUUCACUGCAGCAGGUCGACGCCCACACACGCAGCCUCUAUGACACGUACCUGCAACACUGUGGGAUGGUGUUCCAGAAUGCAGCUCAGGACACAGAGGAUAUUGUGAAGGUAUUUCUGGAUGCCAUCCAGUCAUCGAACCCUGCAUUCAGAUACUACACCAACAAUGCCCUCCUGCCCCUCAGCAGCCCUAAGAUCUCAGCACUGGACGGGUCCCAGUACAUCAGAACUAUGAGCAAGAUCAUCUUCUCAACCAACGGGAAAGAGGAACAAAAAUAGCCAUAAAACUAUAGAAUGUAAUAUAACCCUUUACUUUAUACAUACAUAGGCUAUAUAUAAGUUAUACAUAUUAUUUGCAUUG